Suillus subaureus is the source of this 483-nucleotide messenger RNA. RefSeq lists its product as uncharacterized. The transcript has a single exon. Bases 124 to 366 code for a protein of 80 amino acids. The record is from RefSeq and is a predicted model, not a curated record. NCBI's taxonomy places the organism in Eukaryota, Fungi, Basidiomycota, Agaricomycetes, Boletales, Suillaceae.
AGUCACGUAGACCCGAGACCAAGCCAAGGGAUGAUCCCUUCGUGACCUUUAUUUCAGAAGACCAUGCGUAUAAUCACUGAAGCCCUUGACCAUGGGAUUUGAGUUCAUGAUCAAGAAUAGUUGAUGAAGGCUGUUGCUGCAAUUGCAUACAUUGGCAAGGCAUCAUGUUGGCCUCCUGAAGUUCUCAUAGCUCCCUGCUCUUCAGUCGGGUCUGAGAUGGUAAACACGAGCCCUUUUCUUUCUUGUGAAGUCCUUACAGUUGAAAAUCGUAGAUGCCAUCAACUUGCACACGUUCCCACUAGCGGUACUGAUUGUGUUCUAUAUAUUGCUAUCUAUAUCAUUCUAAUCUGUCCACCAGUUAUCUGAUGCGUGCUCGCGUCAGAGCAGAAAUCGACGUAGUGUGCAGACCCGACAGAAUCCCAACUUUCUACGAUAGGACUCCGUUGCCAGUUCAACGAGGGUAUUUGUCGUGAAGCCCUGCUG